UUUACUAGGCUCAUAAAAUGGCCUCCUAUUAGACAUGAGGUCCACUAGGCACUCCGUAAAGUGGCAUUGUUUCAGAUUCAACGUAGUGCGCAAAUGUAGGGAGCGGGGAGCGAUUCCGGAUUUAACCGCAAAGAAUGAUGGGAAACGGGUUGACAGUAAUGGCUUCGCUCUGGCUGUUAUCUUAUUGAAAGUUUGAGUAAAACCUCUUGUCUAAGAAAUAAUAUGAAUUAGACAGUAGGAUAUUUAGAUAAUGAAGUAGGCGUCGUCUGAACAGUAGGAGCGUUUCUGUCACGAUUUACACCGCUUCAUCCAGACUGGCCUUUUCCUUUUUCACUAUGUCUGCAAACGUGGAUUUCAAGGAGAGAAGGAGGUCAAGCACAGACUCGAAUGAGAGGAGACGACCGGGAAUCAGAGUAAAAGAGGAAAAGAAGCAAAAACGCAGCCGAAGCAGAUCCUCAUCAGUCAGCUCAUCUUCCUCUUCGUCGUCGUCUUCAUCUCGCUCCUCUUCUAGCAGUGGCUCGUCCUCACGCAGCAGGAGCAGCUCCAGUAGCAGUGAUUCUUACCAAAAGAAAAGGAAAGUUUCAAAGAAAAGGAAAAAGGAAAAGCCUGGCAAAAAGCAGAAAAAAGACAAAGCACGCAAGCGAAAGAAGGACAAGAAAAUUAAAGUAGAGGAAGACGCCUCUGGUCCUGUUCAGAUUUCAAAGUACCUGAAGGAGAAGAAGCGGAGUGGCAAGUACAGCAUGAUCUCAGGGAAGAAGAUCAAAAUGAAGUUGAAGAAAUCAAAGAAGGACAAGCAAAGAGACAAGAACCGCGCUGAGCUGUUGGAGUUUCUGAACUCGACUUGCUAAUUCAGACUUUAUGCUUCAACUUUCCCCAUAAUUAUUUUUAUUUUUUUUUUAUUUUUUAUUAACUUUGUCUUGGCCAGUCAGCUCUCAGGGAAAUGCCUGUAAUUUCCUGUAAUGGACAGCACUGUGGGUUCUCGUACAGCUCACCACAAUUGGAUAAACAUCUUAUUUUGUUAUCUUUCUAUACAGUGUUGUUUUGUUAACACCCGAUGCUACUCGCAUGUUAUUCCUGUUAUAAAGCAUCACUCUCGUAUGUUUGCUAAUUUUGGACUUUUUAAUACAGUUAAGGGUGAUAUUCUCUACUUUUAAUCUACUUGUAUUUUAGGUCACGAUUAUUGUAACAAGAUCACACAGGUUUUUAAAUUGAGGAAAAACUCAGUGACUUUUUUUUUUUGUUUUUUUUACUCCAGACAGACUGUUUGUUUUUUUUUUGUUUUUUGUUUUUUUUUUUGUUUUUUUUCAGUAGCCCAAAUUUCAGAAUUACAGCAAACACCAUUUUCACCCAAAAAUGACUUAUGAGACAUUAAAAGUGGACAUGUAGAAAAUAUCAGUAGACACAAUCAUGAUUGUACAUUUACUAAAAUAUGAUAAAACGUGCAGCGUUCACAAAAUGUGUGUUAUUUGUCGUGUUAAAAUUAAGUGGGUAAGAAUUGAGAACAUGCAGACAUCUGUAAAGAUUGUUAGAUAAAUAAAAACAAAUCAGUCCAAAUGUGCUGCGGAGUUUAUUUAAAGAACAAUUUUACUUGUGUAAAAAUGCAACAACAAAAAAGAGAGAGAGAGAAUAAAUAGGUAUCUUUCUUCUGGUGUUUUUCAGAGUCAGUAGAAAGGUCUCUUUAGUGACAGCACAGACAUUGCAGUUUAUUUCUCUGAACACAUCUGCAGUCCUCAUGCCUCCCUGCAGCAGGUCUAUGGCAUGUUCACGCAGGUGAGCAGGAACCCUAGGCAUCUUUCUUCUGGUGUUUUUCAGAGUCAGUAUAAAGGUCUCUAUAGUGUCCCAAGUUAUUGUAACUUUGACAUUAAUCGCCUACCGCUUGUAAACUGUUCAUGUCUUAAGGAAGGUUCCACAGGUGCAUGUGCAAUAAUUGUUUACGCUUCAUUGAACAAGCAUGAAAAACAUCGCUUAAACCCUUUAGGAUAAAGAUCUUUUGAAUUUUAAAAAAUUAUCUUUAAAAUACAAUCUCCUGGAAAAGAAAAAAGGGACGUUUCUUUUUUUUGCUGAGUAUGUUUAUAUUUUUAUAAACGACACAAAAUUAUAUUUAUAUUGAAAUGACAAUAUCAAGAAUUUAGGACAUCCUUUUUUUUGUCCUAAGCACACCUUUAACCUAAUCUUUUUUCUUUCUUUUUUUUUUUAGUAUAAAUGCCUAUAGUUCUAUUCAAGAUUUCUUUUAUUGUCAUUUCUAUGCACUUGUAAAUAUCUUCAUUAUUAUAAAACCUUAAGCACAAUAUAAUGUGACUUACUUUCACUUAAGUGUUGAUGUGGCAUAAAUCUAGACCAGUGUUUUUGUCUAAAGUGGACAAAUCAGAAUUGUCUCACCGCUGUAUGUGAAAAUCUUUACACAUCAGAUCUAUGUUGCUCGUAUAUGCUGUUUAGAUUGAAUGCAUAUAGAGUCUGGUUGUGCAUUUAUAAAAAUAAAUAAAUAAAGAGAUACAGGCCAGCAGCUUUGGGUAAUGUUCACAUCAACUAUCAGAAUGGGGGAAAGAUGUGAUCUCCGUGAUUUUGACCUGACGGGCAGGUUUGGGUAUUUCUAUAACUGCUGAUCUGGGAUUUUUAUGCACAAAGGUCUCUAGUGUUUACUCAGAAUGGCACAAUAAAGAAAAAAAGAGUGGGCAGUGAGCAGGAGCUUUGCAGACGGAAAUGCCUUGUUGAUGAUGGAGGUCAACAGAAUGGCCAGACUGGUUCGAGCUGACAGAAGGGCUGCAGUAACUCAGAUAACCACUCUGUACAAUUGUGGUAAGCAGAAAAGCACCUCAGAACGCACAACACGUCGAAACUUGAGGCGGAUGUGCUACAUCAGCAGAAGCCCACGUCAGGUUAAAUUUCUGCCAGUCAAAAACAGAAAUCUGAGGCUGCAGUGGGACAGACUCACCAAAAGUGGACAGUUGAUGACUGGAAAAACGUAGUCUGGUCUGAUGAAUCUCAGUUUCUGCUGAGACACGCCGAUGGUAAGAUAAGAAUUUGGUGCCAACAGUAUGAAUCCAUGGACCAAUAGUCCAGGCUGGUGGAGGUGAUAUAAUGGUGUGGGGAAUGUUUUCUUGCCACUCUUUGUGCCUGUUAAUACCGAUCAAUCAUUGCUUGAAUUCCGCAGCCUAUUUGAGUAUUGUUGUAUUAUUGAUCAUGUGCAUCCCUUCAUGGCCACAAGUUACCAUCUUGUAAUGUCUACUUCCAGCACCAUGUCACAAAGCAAAAGUCGUCUCAUGCUAGUUUCGUGUGCUCGCUUGUCUAUGUCCUUGCCCUGUGUGUAUACUGCUCUACCUCGUCACAACCAUUUCAAUGUACAUGUCCUGGCAUACUAUGCAAAUGAUCAAUAAACUUGACUGUUAAUGUCUGCAUUAUAAAUGUAGUUACUACUUUAGUGUGAGGAAAGACAUUUCUGUCAUUGUUUCUUAUAUCGCAAUUGAUCUAAACUACUGUACUCUUAUCUGCCAUCAGAGGAAGGGUUUAAAUGGUCAUUCAUUCAUCAAUUUUAUUUAU
Ictalurus furcatus (blue catfish) is the source of this 3537-nucleotide messenger RNA. RefSeq lists its product as uncharacterized. The record is from RefSeq and is a predicted model, not a curated record. Bases 336 to 848 code for a protein of 170 amino acids. NCBI's taxonomy places the organism in Eukaryota, Metazoa, Chordata, Actinopteri, Siluriformes, Ictaluridae. The transcript has 7 exons.